AUGUCACAAGUAACUACCAUCCUCCUGGAUUCUCGGAGACUGCCCUCUCUCCUUCAACAGUUACAUGAGAAGAAUCUUCGAACUAGAGGAAACCAGAGUGUACUCAAUGAACAUGAACAAGAACAAGAACAACACCAGGAAGAAGAACAAGAAUUAGUGUGCAGUAAUUUAACUAAAUAUUGUCAGUAUGCCAAGCUGUUUGGCAGAACCUUACUUGUGCGGUUUAAGAAUGUCGGUUAUCACUUGAAUAAGCAGAUGAAAUCGUGUCACAGUAUCUCUCAUAGUAUGACAUAUAAUGAUGAAGAUUCAUCUAUGAUUGGGAGUACAACAACUACAACUACAACUAGAUCAAUAUCAUGUCCAGUCUUACAAUUACAACCCAGUAUCAUAAAUUCUAAUACAGAAGCCAUUAGAGUGGUUACCAAAAAGAGAUCAAUAACUCUAGAUCCUGAGACCAUACUUCACAAUAGGAAAUUAAGAAGACAAAGAGUAUUAGAGGCAGUCCAUGAUAAAAAGCAUAUUGAAUAUAACAAUAGAAAACAACAGAAUAAAUCUUCAUCUGUAUCAUCAUUCUUAUUAUCAAAGAUAUGGUGUCUAGACAGACAUCCUUCUGUACCUUUAUUUGAAACAUAUCAUCUUAAGCCAUAUAAAAAGCCCUAG
Messenger RNA from Scheffersomyces amazonensis, 660 nucleotides. RefSeq lists its product as uncharacterized. NCBI's taxonomy places the organism in Eukaryota, Fungi, Ascomycota, Pichiomycetes, Serinales, Debaryomycetaceae. The transcript has a single exon. The coding region runs from base 1 to 660 and encodes 219 amino acids. The record is from RefSeq and is a predicted model, not a curated record.